Echinostoma caproni is the source of this 498-nucleotide messenger RNA. The record is from the annotation of a GenBank genome assembly. NCBI's taxonomy places the organism in Eukaryota, Metazoa, Platyhelminthes, Trematoda, Plagiorchiida, Echinostomatidae.
AUGAGCAAAGAGAGACGCGAUGAGGAACUGGUGAACAUGCGUACAGCUUUAGCCUGCACACGAGAUAUGUGGAUCAUGAAGAGUUUUGUGCACAAAAUGUUCCACGCUGUUUCCGAUCCCACUGAUCUGGUUGAAGUUAUCACCUACCUGUCCCAGAAUUCCCUUGGUCACGUGGUGAUGUGGGAUUAUAUCCGAGAAGCUUGGCGACAAACUGUGGAUGAGUAUGCCCAUUUUUCUUUCUUCUUCAGACCACCUGUAAAUGCUAUUUUGAAAAUUCUCUCAAAGAAAUACUACACAUUAAACAACAUACCACCCUCGGAGGAGAUUGUUGCACUGGAACAAUCAAGUCACGCCACCACGGAAUCGUCGAUAAUGCAACGCUCAUUCCAAGAAUUGUUCAAACGUAAUGAGCAAAAUAUGCUCUGGUCAAAAACGCAUCUGCGCAGUAUUAACAAAUGGCUGGAGGAACACGUGGUGGACCAAAACGCACUUAUGUGA